GAGGGGGCGGGGUGAGGGGGUACGAGACAAGUCCCCAAGUUUUCUUUCCUUUUUCUUCUUUUCUUUUUCUUUUUUUUAUUUGCAUUUUUUUUCUUGCCCCCGCUCCUGGCAGAAGUGCGCUUUCCACCCACCAGACCCUGGAAAGAAAGUGUCAGGAGCCGGUGCAAACCCCGGGUCAAGUCCAAGAAGAAGACCUCGGAAGUCCAGCGGGCCGAGCAGUGUGAAGAAGUGCAACGGAUUUUCUUUUCCUUCCGAAGAAUAUAUUUUAAGGAAACCAGCCCGUCCCCGGCAAGCAGCAGCAGCAGCAGCAGCAUUUUUUUUUUUUUUUUUUUUUUGCCUCUUUCUCCUAUCGAGGUUUUCCUUCUCUUUUCCUUUUGCAAACAAAACAACAAGCAGCCUAGAAGAAAGAGCAACAUAAAGAAGCGGAGGAGGGAGAGAGGGCAAGCGAGCCAGGGGACGAGAACCAAAAGCACCGACCGGGGCCGGGGCCGAGGCGAAGGCGCGGCGGCGGCGGCGGCAGGAGCAGCGGCGGCGGCGGCUCGGACCCUCCCCGGCUCCCCUCCCCGAGCGGCUCUCCGGGCGAUGCCAGAGUAGAUGCCGGGGCAAUGUCCCGCCGCAAGCAGGGCAACCCGCAGCACUUGUCCCAGCGGGAGCUCAUCACCCCUGAGGCUGACCAUGUGGAGGCUGCCAUCCUCGAAGAAGACGAGGGUCUGGACAUAGAGGAGCCCAGCGGCCUGGGGCUGCUGGUGGGCGGCCCGGACCCCGACCUGCUCACCUGCGGACAGUGCCAGAUGAACUUCCCGCUGGGGGACAUCCUGGUGUUCAUCGAGCACAAGCGGAAGCAGUGCGGCCUGGGCGUCUGCUACGACCGGGGCCUGGACAAGGGCAGCCCGCCGCCCGCCGCGCGCCCCGAGCUCAGGAGGGUGUCCGAGCCCGUGGAGAUCGGCAUCCAGGUCACGCCCGACGAAGAUGACCACCUGCUCUCGCCCACGAAAGGCAUUUGCCCCAAGCAGGAGAACAUGGCAGGGCCGUGCAGGCCUGCCCAGCUGCCCGCGAUGGCCCCCAUAGCUGCCUCCUCCUCCCACCCUCACGCAUCCGUCAUCACCUCACCUCUGCGCGCCCUGGGCGCUCUGCCCUGCUUCCCCCUGCCGUGCUGCAGCGCGCGCCCGGGCUCGGGCGACGGGACUCAGGGCGAGGGGCACGCGGAGGCUCCCUUUGGAUGUCAGUGUCAGUUGUCAGGUAAAGACGAGCCCUCCAGCUACAUUUGCACAACAUGCAAGCAGCCCUUCACCAGCGCGUGGUUCCUGCUGCAGCACGCGCAGAACACGCACGGCUUCCGCAUCUACCUGGAGCCCGGGCCGGCCAGCAGCUCGCUCACGCCGCGCCUCACCAUCCCGCCGCCGCUGGGGCCCGAGGCCGUGGCGCAGUCGCCGCUCAUGAACUUCCUGGGCGACAGCAGCCCCUUCAGCCUGCUGCGCAUGGCGGGCCCGCUGCUGCGGGAGCACCCGGGCUUCGGCCACGAGGGCCGCCUGCCCGGCACGCCGCCGCUCUUCAGCCCGCCGCCGCCGCGCCACCCGCUGGACCCGCACCGCCUCAGCGCCGCCGAGGAGAUGGGGCUGGUGGCCCAGCACCCCAGUGCCUUCGACCGAGUCAUGCGCCUCAACCCCAUGGCCAUCGACUCGCCCGCCAUGGACUUCUCGCGGCGGCUCCGCGAGCUGGCGGGCAACAGCUCCACGCCGCCGCCGCCGCCGCCGCCGCCCGUGUCCCCGGGCCGCGGGAACCCCAUGCACCGGCUCCUGAACCCCUUCCAGCCCGGCCCCAAGUCCCCGUUCCUGAGCACGCCGCCGCUGCCGCCCAUGCCCCCCGGGGCCGGCACGCCGCCGCCGCUGCAGCCGCCGCACGCCAAGAGCAAGUCGUGCGAGUUCUGCGGCAAGACCUUCAAGUUCCAGAGCAACCUGAUCGUGCACCGGCGCAGCCACACGGGCGAGAAGCCCUACAAGUGCCAGCUGUGCGACCACGCGUGCUCGCAGGCCAGCAAGCUCAAGCGCCACAUGAAGACGCACCUGCACAAGGCGGGCUCGCUGGCCGGCGGCCGCUCCGACGACGGGCUGUCGGCCGCCAGCUCCCCGGAGCCCGGCACCAGCGAGCUGGCCGGCGGCGGCGAGGGCCUCCAGGCGGGCGGCGGCGGCGGCGGCGACUUCCGCCACCACCACGGCAGCGACCCGUCGUCGUCGCUGGGCCACGACCCCGAGGAAGAGGAGGAGGAAGAGGAGGAGGAGGAGGAGGAGGAGCUGCUGCUGGAGAACGAGAGCCGGCCCGAGUCGAGCUUCAGCAUGGACUCGGAGCUGAGCCGCAGCCACCGGGAGAACGGCGGCGGCGGCGGGCUGGUGGCCGGGGUGCCCGGCGGCCUGGGCGGCGCGGCCAAGGCGCUGGCCGACGAGAAGGCGCUGGUGCUGGGCAAGGUCAUGGAGAACGCGGGCCUGGGCGCGCUGCCGCCGCCCUACGGCGACCUGCUGGCCGACAAGCCCAAGCGCGGCGGCUUCCUGAAGCGCGCGGCGGCGGCGGGCGACCCGGGCGACGAGGACGACGACGACGCGGGCGGCUGCGGGGACGCGGGGGGCCCCGGGGGCGCGGUGAACGGGCGCGGCGUGGGCGGCGGCGGCUUCGUGCCGGGCGGCGGCGCCGAGCCCUUCCCGGGCCUGUUCCCGCGCAAGCCGCCGCCGCUGCCGCUGCCCAGCCCGGGGCUGCACGGCGCGGCGGCCAAGCGCAUCAAGGUGGAGAAGGACCUGGAGCUGCCGCCCGCCGCGCUCAUCCCCUCCGAGAACGUGUACUCGCAGUGGCUCGUGGGCUACGCGGCGUCGCGCCACUUCAUGAAGGACCCCUUCCUGGGCUUCACGGACGCGCGCCAGUCGCCCUUCGCCACGUCGUCCGAGCACUCGUCCGAGAACGGCAGCCUGCGCUUCUCCACGCCGCCCGGCGACCUGCUGGACGGCGGGCUGUCCGGGCGCAGCGGCACGGCCAGCGGCGGCAGCACGCCGCACCUGGGCGGGCCCGGGCCCGGCCGGCCGAGCUCCAAGGAGGGCCGGCGCAGCGACACGUGCGAGUACUGCGGCAAGGUGUUCAAGAACUGCAGCAACCUCACGGUGCACCGGCGCAGCCACACCGGCGAGCGGCCUUACAAGUGCGAGCUGUGCAACUACGCGUGCGCGCAGAGCAGCAAGCUCACGCGCCACAUGAAGACGCACGGGCAGAUCGGCAAGGAGGUGUACCGCUGCGACAUCUGCCAGAUGCCCUUCAGCGUCUACAGCACCCUGGAGAAACACAUGAAGAAGUGGCACGGCGAGCACCUGCUGACCAACGACGUCAAGAUCGAGCAGGCCGAGAGGAGCUAAGCGCGCGUGCGCAGGCCGGGCGGGGGGAGGGCUCCCCUCUCCCCGCCCCGCACCUUGUACAGUGGAACCAGUGGAACCGUUGCCAAGCGACAGAAUGCUGACCUGACACUUGCCUCCGUGUCACCGCCACUGAGCACCCCCGCGUGUCCCUGGGG
This is a messenger RNA of Pipistrellus kuhlii (Kuhl's pipistrelle), 3547 nucleotides long. RefSeq names its product BAF chromatin remodeling complex subunit BCL11B (gene BCL11B). Lineage: Eukaryota; Metazoa; Chordata; Mammalia; Chiroptera; Vespertilionidae. Bases 606 to 3392 code for a protein of 928 amino acids. Gene Ontology annotation, biological process: positive regulation of transcription by RNA polymerase II. The transcript has 5 exons. Gene Ontology annotation, cellular component: nucleus. The record is from RefSeq and is a predicted model, not a curated record. Gene Ontology annotation, molecular function: DNA-binding transcription factor activity; RNA polymerase II cis-regulatory region sequence-specific DNA binding.